Molecule: messenger RNA, 538 nt
Organism: Mauremys mutica (yellowpond turtle)
Lineage: Eukaryota; Metazoa; Chordata; Testudines; Geoemydidae
Product: protein PIP-1-like
Exons: 3
Coding region: 73-399 (108 amino acids)
Source: RefSeq, a predicted model, not a curated record
CCUGCGCCGCUCCUCGGGCACCUGACACGACCGCACAGCUCCCCCCUCGGCUCAGCAGAGAGGAAACUAAAGAUGAACAAGAUCCUGGCUCUGGGUUUGCCAGCCCUGCUCUGCUUAGCAACAGCGGAUCCUCUCCAGUGCAACGGCUGUUUCAGGCUGUCCCAGGACGGCAGCUGUAAGAUAGGCCAAUACACCUGCACGGCAACUCUAAACGAAUCCUGCUUCACCCGCAAAAUCACCGCUGGAAACGAGAUCCUGCGGGUGGAGCGGGGCUGCACUGUGGUCUGCGAUGACCUAGUGCUCAACAACUACGACUACAAGGAGACCACCCAGUGCUGCAUGGACAGAUCCUUCUGCAACGUCCACAACCCCUGGCCCCAAAUCCCCCAGGAGGAUUAAGGGGAGGGUGGGGUCCUGGGGCGGCAGGAAAGCCACAUUCGCCCUUCACCCCAGGCCUGGAUCGGGGUUAUUCCCCAACUCUCCUUUCCUCAUUUAAAACUUGGCAGGAACCAAGACUGUCCCCUGGCGUCACCCUCAA